UACUUAAACUCCGGUUACACGAGAGACAGGAUGGCGUUCAAUGGGGACGGACCCCACUCGAAGAGGCAGCGACUUGAGGAGUCCGGUCACAGGAAUCACGAAUACAGUGGAUACGGAGACGAGCCACGUCGCAAAAGAGAGGACAAUAAUAAACCGAACCACGUCUUAUUGUUUACUAUAAUCAACCCAGUUUAUCCAAUAACAGUGGAAGUACUGCACACAAUCAGUGCACCCAGCGGACAGGUACAACGUGCAGGAGCCCACCAAAAAGAACCAAACACCAACGGACGACCGGCGCCGCUUCUUGCUGAACCGAGAUAUGGAGCAGCCCCACAGCCAUAUGGCUCGACGCCACAAGUGGCCUUUCCACCCGGGCACGAUCGCUACGAAGAAAGCUUCAAUGGUCCCGCUACCUAUGCGGAGCCUUACGAGAGGUAUGGGUUAAAGGGCGACUUUAGCGGGCGAGAGCCUCUUCAUCCGUCUCCAGCUAGACCUGGUUAUGUUCCAAGUCUCGGACAAACGCCGCCGACAAGUACUCAAGGCUCGGUUAUGAUGGUUUACGGCCUACAAGCUGACAAAGUCAACACUGACAAACUCUUCAACCUCUUCUGCCUCUACGGCAAUGUCACCAAGGUUAAAUUUUUAAAGACAAAAGAAGGAUGUGCCAUGAUUCAAAUGGGAGAUAGUAUUGCCGUGGAGCGGUGUCUCCAGAAUUUGAAUAACGUAACGAUCGGGACAGAAGGUAAACUUCAGCUCGGGUUUUCAAAACAAGCCUUUCUCGCAGACGUAACCAACCCUUACGUGUUACCGGACAAGACCGCAAGUUUCAAAGACUUUACCGGUAGCAAAAAUAACAGAUUCUUAAACCCAGCUAUGGCUAACAAAAAUAGAAUACAACCACCGUCAAAAAUAGUCCACUUUUUCAACACACCGCCAGAUCUAACCGAGGAGACAGUUAAUAAAGUUUUUGUCGAACGUGGAAUAGAGACACCCUUAACCAUAAAGCUGUUUCCACUCAAGUCAGAGCGCUCUUCCUCGGGGCUUAUUGAAUUCAGCAGUGUAGGAGUUGCCGUAGCUGCGAUAAUGGAGUGUAACCACACAGCACUGGAGAAUAGCAAUGGCAAGUUUCCGUACAUAAUGAAGUUGUGCUUCUCAUCAUCACGUACGAUACCGGCAAACUUCCCACCAGCCGGUGCCAGCGCAAAUGCAUCCAGCGAUUCACCCGGUAACGGUCACGCUAAAAUGCAACAAGACUCUGAAUAG
Messenger RNA from Cotesia congregata, 1263 nucleotides. NCBI's taxonomy places the organism in Eukaryota, Metazoa, Arthropoda, Insecta, Hymenoptera, Braconidae. The record is from the annotation of a GenBank genome assembly.